Misgurnus anguillicaudatus (oriental weatherfish) is the source of this 2976-nucleotide messenger RNA. The record is from RefSeq and is a predicted model, not a curated record. NCBI's taxonomy places the organism in Eukaryota, Metazoa, Chordata, Actinopteri, Cypriniformes, Cobitidae.
CGUCACUGUAAGAGGGCUAUAUAAGACCGCGCGAAUUCCAGAAAAUUCGUGGGUUUAAAGUUAGGAGAUUUUGGUUGACGUUGCUGUUGCUCUUCAUUGCUAUUUCGUUGUAUUUCGUUUUUUAGUUUAAUUUGUGUGUUUUGCGUGUUUUUGUUUUGUUUUGAGCGUGUGUUAGUUUGCUUUUGGUGUGUGUUCGUGUGUUUGUUUUUUAUUUCUUUUUUUUCUCAAUGAUUUAUAGACGGCCAAAAAAGCCCGCUGCGGUUAGCCGGCCAUUCCGGCUAAUCGCGCGGUUUUUUUUGGCCAUGUACAAUUGGCUGGUCUCUUUCUUGGGACGCCAGCCUAGCGGCGAACCGAAGGUCCACCGCGGACAAUACAGCAGGCGUCCUCGGAUGCCAGCUGUGGAGCCCGCGGUGAUGCCGGUUCACCGUAUUUCGGACACCGCGAGAGAGACCUGUCCAGUGUUUCAAGCCCAGAAACUUGUUUCAAAGUUUUCUGCGGCAUCAAACGAAGGCGGUCUCAGUAAAGGAUCUUCUAUGAGCUAUCCAGGAUCCCCGGGACUAACUCCUCACAAGCGUCCCACUUGUGCUUCACAGCCAAGUGGGACAAAGCUAGUUGAGGAGUUCCCUCCAGGAGGUCUCUUGGAGGCUCGAGAAGGUUCUGUGUCCCGCGGUUUGUCCAGGGGAGUCUGUUUUGGACAGCCCAAUGGGCGAAGGUCAGGCCCGGGCAGGAUUCCGUCUGCGAAAAUCUCGCAGACUGUUACUGUGACAUGUGAGGAGGUGGAUGCGAGCUUUAGGCAAUCUAAUGCUCCACCAGUACGCCCCCUCAUAUGUCCGGUACCUGCCCGGGUUACCAGGCGACCCAUGGCCGCUCGUCCGCCGGUCCGGUCCUCAGAGGACAUCUGUUCAGCUCAGCCUGACACUGGGUCCGUGGGUGCGACUGGCAGAGGGCCGCCAGAGGGCCGGCAGAGGGCAGGUCCCGGUCCCGCCCGCUCCUCUGGCGGUCGCGCCCGCUCCUCUGGGGGUUGCUCCUGCUCCUCUGGGGGCCGCGCCCGCUCCUCUGGGGGUCGCGCCCGCUCCUCUGGGGGUCCCGCCCCUCAGCCGGUUGUGCCGUCGGCCGGUCCUCAGCGGGUGCUGCCGUCGGCCAGUCCUUUGCCGGUCCUGCCGACGGCCGCUCCGUUGCUGGUCCUGCCGACGGCAACUGCUGAGCAGGUCCAGAACUCAGAGGACAUCUGUUCAGCGGAGCCUGAGACUGUGGCCGCGGGUGCGACCGGCAGAGGGCCGGCAGAGGGCCAGCAGAGGGCAGGUCCCGGUUGCGCCCACUCCUCUGGCGGUCGCGCCCGCUCCUCUGGCGGUCGCGCCCGCUCCUCUGGAGGUCGCGCCCGCUCCUCUGGCGGUCGCGCCCGCUCCUCUGGGGGCCGCGACUGCUCCUCUGGGGGUCGCGCCCGCUCCUCUGGCGGUCCCGCCCCUCAGCCGGUUGUGCCGUCGGCCGGUCCACAGCGGGUGCUGCCGUCGGCCGGUCCUUUGCCGGUCCUGCCGACGGCCGCUCCGUUGCUGGUCCUGCCGACGGCAACUGCUGAGCAGGUCCAGAACUCAGAGGACAUCUCUCAGCCUGAGACUGGGUCUGUGGGUGCAACUGGCAGAGGGCCGCCAGAGGGGCGGCAGAGGGCAGGUCCCGGACGCUCCAGCUCCUCUGGUGGUCGCGCCCGCUUCUCUGGGGUCCGCGCCUGCUCCUCUGGGGGCCGUGCCCGAUCCUCUGGGGGCCGUGCCCGCUCCUCUGGGGGCCGCGACUGCUCCUCUGGGGGUCCCGCCCCUCAGCCGGUCGUGCCGUCGGCCGGUCCACAGCGGGUGCUGCCGUCGGCCGGUCCUUUGCCGGUCCUGCCGACGGCCGCUCCGUUGCUGGUCCUGCCGACGGCAACUGCUGAGCAGGUCCAGAACUCAGAGGACAUCUCUCAGCCUGAGACUGGGUCUGUGGGUGCAACUGGCAGAGGGCCGCCAGAGGGCCGGCAGAGGGCAGGUCCCGGACGCUCCCGCUUCUCUGGCGGUCGCGCCCGCUUCUCUGGGGUCCGCGCCCGCUCCUCUGGGGGCCAUGCCCGCUCCUCUGGGGGCCGUGCCCGCUCCUCUGGGGGUCCCGCCCCUCCGCGGUGUCUGCUGAUGGCCGGACCGUUGCCGGUUAUCUUCCCGCCUGCUCCUCAGCAAGUCCCGCCAUGGACCAAUCAGCAGGUCUUAAUGUGGCCCGGUCCUCUGCCGGUUCCACCGUGGGCUGCUCCGGCCACUUCCGGCAACUUUGGACACAUCCUCUGUACUUCAGUAGCUCAACCUUCCUCUCCACAAUUGCAGCCAGCACCAGCACGUGCGUCCCUCAAGCGCCGUGCUGCUGCUAUGUCACAGCCACACACAAUUGAUGAGGGGGAGGUUGAGGCAAAAAAAGCCAGAAGGACUGUAGCUCAGCCUUCAACCUCAGUCUCAGAGCAAAAGAAGAUGAAGAAAAAAGAAAAGCGAAGGCUGCAAAGACAGAAAAGACGGGCGGCAAAGUCAGCUCAACCUUCGCCUCCACAAGUGCAGCCAGCAUCAGCAUGUGCGCCCCACAAGCGCCAUGCUGAUGCUGUGUCACAGGAGAUACAGACAAGAAAAAGGGCGAGAACCAUGCCCCCAGCUCAACCUUCCUCUCCACAAGAGCAGCCAGUACCAGGGCCUUCAGCUGUCCUUUCAGAGCAAAAACGAAGAAAGAGACAGAAAAGGCGGCAACGUCAAAGGAGAAAUCGGGCUAUUAAACGUGCACUUCAAGCCCAGAGUGCAUCUACUCUCCAGGCUUCGUCUAGCACUGCGGUCUCACAGCCUUCAAUAAGCAGUGCUAUAGACAGCCUGGAGAGAAAGCUGUUUUGCUUGUCAGUUCAGAAAAAAUGAAGUUGAGGGGAGCAGCAGCAGAAAGCUUCAAUGAAGCCCCCCCCCAAAAUACAAUUAAACAAUUUAAAGACCU